This is a messenger RNA of Zingiber officinale, 645 nucleotides long. Its product is annotated as protein FATTY ACID EXPORT 7-like. The coding region runs from base 151 to 477 and encodes 108 amino acids. Gene Ontology annotation, cellular component: membrane. Lineage: Eukaryota; Viridiplantae; Streptophyta; Magnoliopsida; Zingiberales; Zingiberaceae. The record is from RefSeq and is a predicted model, not a curated record. The transcript is spliced from 3 exons.
CCUGCCUGCUGUCAAAGCCCCCUUUUCCACUCUUUCUCCUGAGUACGCUGAUCGAUCUGCCGCCGUUUCUCCCAAUUGCUGCUCUGGUGUUUGUCCAAUCGCUCAGCGGCGAUCUUUCACUCAUUUUUUAUUUACGAGGAUAGGAGGAGUAUGAGUCCAUCCACAUCCCAGCAGCUAACCCUUGGUUAUGCUUCUCUCCUCGGAGUUGGUGGAGUAAUGGGGUAUGUGAAAGGAGGAAGCCAGAUGUCAUUAGUUGCUGGAGGGACAUCAGCUUUGGUGCUAUAUCAUGUGUACUCACAACUCCCUGAAAGACCAGUGUAUGCAUCAUCCCUCGGACUAGGCACCUCUGUGACUCUCCUGGCUGUGAUGGGUUCUCGUUUCAUGAGAUCAGGCAAGUUGUUUCCUGCAGGCGUUGUGUCUCUUGUGUCCCUAGUCAUGGCUGGGGGUUACCUUCAUGGCAUUUUAGGUAGUGCCUGAAGUGACAUCUUUUUAGUUGUUAGAGAAGAUGGAAAACAGACAAUGUGUGGUCGAAUAACUUCAAAUAAUUUUGCACCAAACUUUGUAUUGGCGGUAGGUGAUGUGUUACACUGAUACCAAACAUUAUAGCUAGAAAAUAAAUGAGCCGUUGUGCAAUAUGUUUCAUAA